Molecule: messenger RNA, 533 nt
Organism: Cajanus cajan (pigeon pea)
Lineage: Eukaryota; Viridiplantae; Streptophyta; Magnoliopsida; Fabales; Fabaceae
Gene: WIH2
Product: proline-rich family protein
Cellular component (GO): plasma membrane
Source: RefSeq, a predicted model, not a curated record
AACCGAAAACAAAACCCACGCACCCACUGUUCCAAUUUCCAAAUCCAUUAAAUACCUUUCUCUCUCAAUAAGACACCCUCACACCCACCCCUUCUCUCUUCUCACCCCCAACAAUGAGUUACUACAACCAGCAGCAACCGCCCGUGGGAGUUCCUCCGCCCCAAGGUUAUCCGGCACCGGGAGAGUCCUAUGGAAAGGAUGCGUACCCGCCGCCAGGGUAUCCACCGCAAGGGUACCCUCCUCAGGCGUAUCCGGCACAGGGUUACCCUCCACCCUACGCGCCUCCUCAGUACGCUCAGCCUCCGCCGCAGCAACAGCACAAUUCAACCGGCCCUGGUUGCUUAGAAGGAUGCUUGGCUGCUCUCUGCUGCUGCUGCCUGUUAGAUGCCUGCUUCUAAGAUCGGACGCAAAUUGGAUUUGAAUGUGUAUUUUGACUUUGAAUAUGUCGAACAUUGUUCUUAAGUUUAUCUUUUCCUUUUAUUCCGUGGAUAUGAACUAUUGUUUUUAAAUAUUAUAUCGCCGCAUUUACUGUA